AUGCGACACAAGCGCUUCAGGAAGGCCAAGAAGGUCAUGGAGGAGACGCGGCUGGCCUUCCUCGUUGACCUUUGGAAGCUGCGCGGGCUGGUAGGUAGAGUUCGCAGGGCAGUUGAAGUUGAGGAGGAGGGUGCAGUAACGACUCUCGGUGAGCCCUGUCCUGUCCGCUUCUUUGUGCCCGAGCUCUACUUUGACGAUCACACUUUGGAGUGCAUCAGAAGAGCGAGCGGAUGCUUCUCAGGUCAUUUACUGGAAGAGAUUCGGGUGCUGCAAGACAAGCUGGAUUUGCUCGGAGGCAAGAACUGGAGAAAUCUCUUGGCCUAUGCCCUGAAGUACAUGCAAACCACCGAGAUUGGCAAGAUAGUGGCAGACGAAUUUCCGGAUGCAUCCACCCGCAAGAUUGUUGAGAAUGCUAUAACUCACGGCCUCUGGGACCAGAUAGAAGAGCUGCAACCUGUAGUGGAUGGCCUGGAAACGGACAUGUCCCACAUGCGUCUGCUGGAGGAUUAUGACGCACGCUACGAGGCUUUGCAGGAGGACAUUGCUAGGAAGCUGGCCGCCAUCAACUCGUACAACCAGAGGCAUGCGACUGCGGUGACCAGACUUCAGGAGCCUGAUCCUGAAAUCCCUCCAGACUCUUCGUCUGAGGUCGAAGAGGAAGAGGAGGAGGCUUCGGAGUCAGAAACGGAAGGUGGCAACAGUUCAGGGUCCAGCGUUCCAGAAGACUUCUGGGAUGACUGGGAUGAAGAAGAGGAGAUUCGGAAAUUCUUUGCCGCCUAUCUUCGUCCUCCCACAAAGGUAGAACUGAAGAAGCUGCGCACGACCUUCGUGCGAAACAGGAAGAUUGCGAAGCUAAAAACUCAGAAGAAGUCGCGCCAGCAAGAUGUGGAAGGGCAGAAGAGGGCCCGAGUCAAAAGUUUGCUGGCGCGCUGGGAGAAGACUGCAACCCAAGCGAAGGAGGAAGUAAAGGAUCUGGAGCAACCGCUGCAGCGCGCCGAGCACAAGAGUAACCAGGAGAUUGACGAGGAUGUGCGGAAGGAGGCGGAGGCUGCGAAAGCCAUGGAAGCCGAGGCCGAGCAGCUGGCACAGGAAGCCAAUGAGGCUGCCGAGAAGGCCCAGGCGCUGACCGCUCAGGUCAAGGAACAGGAGGCAGUGGCUCAGCAGGAAAAGGCUGUGGUGAAGGAGAUGGUCAAGGAAGUGCAGAGCUUGCCACCUCCAGACCCACGUGGAGGCCUGCUGCGACAGCUCGGAGAGGAACAGGUGGAAAUCAUGAAGAAGCAGAAGAUCUGCAAGGAGAAAAUCUCAAAGAUCAAAGGCCGGCUUCGUCUAUUGAAAAUGGAGCUACGCGAGCUUUACCGCAUGCUGGGCUGGGCCUGGGAGGAUUCGGGCAGUGAGGAAGAGGGGGAAGAGAAGCCUUACUGGCUGCGAAAGCGUCUUGCCAAGAAGACAGCCUCUGAGAAGAAGCCCUUCAACGAGCAUCAUUUCCUGAAUCAGGAGGACAAGGUCAUGGAGAAGCGGAUCAAGAGAAUGGCCAGCCAGAAAAAGCUGAAGGAAACCGAUUACUACUGCCAGCGCGAGCAGGCUGCGCGUCGCACCUGCCGAGCAGACCCCCGCGGCUCGCAGAGCCCUGCAAAAGGCCCUGCAAAAGAGGCAGAGGUCGUGGUGGAAAUGGAGAGCAGCGUGCUGCCCUUCAAGCGUGUGGUGGAGCCGCUGAAGCCCAGCCCCUCUGGGCAGGUCCUGAGGCGCAAGCUUUCAGAGGAGACUUCUUUGGAGGAAAGAGGCUCCAGUCGAGGCCGCAGUGGCGGCGAGAAGCAGCUACGGCAGCUACGGGAUAUCUUGGAAUCCCAGCUCCGGAGUUGUGCAGACUGUUUUCGGGCUUUGUUGGGACCUGGAGAAGGCCCACUUGCAGAGCUGCGACCUCGCUUAGACAGGCUCUUAGAGCUUCGGGAGGAGGAGGACGAAGAGCGGACCGAGCAGUUGGAGGACAGUUUGGCGGGCCUGCAAGGCCUCAUCGGUGAGGCAAUCGGCUAUGGUCGCUCAGAGCUGCGACAGUCCCUGGAUUUCGGGGAGCUUCGUCAGCGCCUCUCAGACAUCCGGACGAGCCAGCGCCACCUGCAGCAAGAGCUGCGGAAGCUGGCGCGGCCCAGGCCCCUUCAAUGCCACAGCCGUUGA
Symbiodinium pilosum is the source of this 2172-nucleotide messenger RNA. The record is from the annotation of a GenBank genome assembly. Lineage: Eukaryota; Dinophyceae; Suessiales; Symbiodiniaceae.